AUGUCGUACAAUCAAAUUAUUUCCAAGAAGACCGUCAGCACAAUCAUCAAAAACGGCCGAGAGGUUACGAUCUCGGUGGCAACGAAAACUAGCCAUUGGAUACGUCCUGACGUUGCUGUCGAUGCAGUCGGGGACGCUUUUACUAAGGCGGUGGAGGGAUACACUGGGGAAUUACCUGCUGAUACAAAAGACGUCUGCGCGAGAGAGUCCGAGCAUUCGAGCACCGAUCCCAGAGACCAUUUCACUGGAGUCUGCUUCAACUCGAAAAACGAAGGACAAAGUGUGCACUUUCCGACUAAGAAAUGA
This is a messenger RNA of Aspergillus pseudonomiae, 306 nucleotides long. RefSeq lists its product as uncharacterized. The record is from RefSeq and is a predicted model, not a curated record. Lineage: Eukaryota; Fungi; Ascomycota; Eurotiomycetes; Eurotiales; Aspergillaceae. The coding region runs from base 1 to 306 and encodes 101 amino acids. The transcript has 2 exons.